Molecule: messenger RNA, 1111 nt
Organism: Ctenocephalides felis (cat flea)
Lineage: Eukaryota; Metazoa; Arthropoda; Insecta; Siphonaptera; Pulicidae
Exons: 4
Coding region: 128-1111 (327 amino acids)
Source: RefSeq, a predicted model, not a curated record
ACCACAGAGAGUUAUUGCUCUUGAAGGAAAUCUCGAUAUUCCACGACCUAACGCAAUUGGUCCAGUGAAUGGAGAACUUUCACUUUAUCUGAAUAAACUUAAAGACCCUAAUCAAAAAACAAGCGUCAUGCUCUCUGUUAACCCUACAUAUAGCAACCAAAAGGCAGCCGUACAAGCUUAUCUUAAAUUUAUGCAUCCUGGUGUUAAAACUAUGCUAGUUAGUGGAAAUGCAAACUUUGAUGGUGCCGUACGUAAUGGUGACUUCCAUUUGAAAUUAGAUGUUUUUGCAACAACUGCUCAGAGCCUCGAAGUCCGAGGAGUAUUAAAUAGCCUCAACUUAGGCGAUCGCGGUGUGAAUGUAACUUCUGAAUUGAACGUAUUCAAUAAGGAACGUUCUCUUGACUUUGCUGUUAAUCAACAUUUUGCUGUAACUGACAAGGACUUCGGAAUUGGUUCUAUGCUUCAGUGUCGCCAUGAUCCAACUAAAUCUGCUGGAUUCCUUAUUUCUGCCAAUUUACAUCAAGUUGAAUUAUUAGUACGUUCUCCUUAUGGUGAUUUGGUUCACGUCAACUCGAAAUUAGAUUUGAAUGAGAAAUAUCAGAAGAUUGACUCAGAAGUUACUACUAUCGGUGUUCCUCCAAUGAAAUAUACAAUUGAAGCUAGCGACUUCAAUACAUUGAAGUACACUGCUGGUCGCCAAGAUUCCCCACAAAAAUACUUGCAAUUCGUAAGCAGUCUUGUCCUCGGAAAAGCCGGUGAAGUUCGCGCUGAAGUAAUUGACAACCGCAACCGUCGUGACUUGUUCCACAGCUCUGUACUUCUUGAUGAUGCUAAUUUCUUGAAAACAGACUUUGGUGUUAAUACCGAAAACAUUAAAGCUCAUUUGGAAAAUAUUCGCGGUGAAGCUAAGCAAGCUGGCGAAAAUCUGAAAAAUACAAUGAAAACUGCAGCUGACGAUAUCCAAGCUCGUGUACAGAGAUUCACUGAUACAGCCAAGAAAUACGUACCUGACUUCAAACCAUUAGCUGAAGAUUAUCAAAAACAACUUAACCAAAUCAAAGAAGAAUUGUUGGCAGAUAAAUCCAUUAAAGAAUUUGCUGAAUUCUUGUGA